Pimephales promelas (fathead minnow) is the source of this 3961-nucleotide messenger RNA. Its product is annotated as GTPase IMAP family member 8. Gene Ontology annotation, molecular function: GTP binding. The record is from RefSeq and is a predicted model, not a curated record. NCBI's taxonomy places the organism in Eukaryota, Metazoa, Chordata, Actinopteri, Cypriniformes, Leuciscidae.
UGUUUCUUUAAAAUAAUUUCAAAUGUUUUCAAAAUCCUUUCACAAAACAUUUUUAACUCCAGGUUUUCCAUGUGGUAACGCUCGACAUUUCAAUUUCAUAUUUAAUUGAAAAUCUAGGGCUCAAAAUGAAAAACAAAAAUACACACUGAAAUAAAUGAUUUUAAUUCCUACUCUAUUUCCUUGUCACUAAUCAACUAAUCCAAAUAUUUCACUCAUACAUGCUCCGGCCAUUAUGAUCACAAAUGCAGUACAAUAGGCAGGAUGGAUAUGUACAAUGGCCCUUUUAAUCGAAAGACCUAAAUUGUUCAAUGCGAUGGUGACAGCCCCUUCUGAUAAGAAUCUAUAAAAGUCUUUAGUCACUUGUUCAGCCAGACUAACCAGUUUUGUUCAUAUUUGUUGUGGACACAAGAAUAAUAUUCUUCAUUUCACUGUCAGCUCUUCUGCUGUGAUGAGAACAAAGGGAGGGUAAUGAAUAAGAAAGUGCAGCAAUGGCUACACCCGAAGCAAGUGACUUUGGAGUCCAGUUUCUCUUUGAUUUGAGGAUUGUGCUAUUGGGAAACAGAUCAGCAGGGAAAACCUCUUUGGCAAACCUAAUAACAGGUCAUGCAGAGCCUCAUCCAAGGAGAACGGCCCAGUGUGUGAAGAUGCAUGGAGAUUUUGCCGGAAGGCAGGUCAUUCUAGUUGAUACGCCAGGCUGGUGGAAGAACUACCCUGUAAAAGAAACCCCUGAAUUUCAGAAACAAGAGAUUAUGCUUAGCGUGGCUCAUUGUCCUCCUGGGCCCCAUGCGGUCCUGCUGGUCAUACGUGUCGACGCUUUAUUCAAAGAAAAACACAGGAGGUCGGCGCAGGAACACCUGGAGCUUCUGAGCGAGAGAGUCUGGAAUCACACUAUAGUUGUGUUCACGUAUAGAGACCAGCUACAGGAACAAGCUCUAGGAAAGCACAUUGGAAGUGAAGGGGAGUCUCUUCUGCUUUGGCUAGUGGAGAAAUGUGGACACAGAUAUCAUGUUCUUAACACUGAGAGAGCUACUGGCACGCAGCUUACAGGGCUUCUUGAGAAAAUAGACGCGAUGGUCAUGGGAAACGGCAACUGUCUUUUUGAAAUGGACAGGUUGCAUGAGGUAGAAGGAAUGAUCAUGAAGAGAUACAUGAGCGCAAACCAGAGGAGGAAGAUGGUACAAGAACAAUGGGGGACUCCGCUUGCACGGCAGGGUCACAAGCACGUCCACAUUUCUAAGAUGAGGAUGAUAGUGUUAGGUUUCCGAAGAGCUGGGAAGAGUUCUGCUGGGAACACCAUUUUGACUAUGGCAUCGUUCAUCUCUAAGAGAACCACCACUUGUGUGAGAAGACAAGGCAAUGUGAACGGGAGAAAUGUGACUGUAGUGGACACCCCGGGAUGGUGGAAGUCUCUCCCUGUGAUUGAUACUCCUGAACUGGAUAAAGAUGAACUUUUAUUCAGUGUGUCUUUAUGUCCACCAGGACCACACGUGCUUCUGCUGACCCUACGUGUAGACAUGUCAUUCACACCGGAAGAGAAGGAGUCAGUGGUGGAGCACAUGGAGCUUCUUGGAGAGAGAGUGUGGGCUCAUACCGUAGUGCUAUUCACCCAUGGAGAUUGUCUGGGUGACGUGACUGUAGAGGAGUUCAUUGAGAGCGAAGGGGAGGCUCUACAAUGGCUAAUUGAGAAAUGUGGGAACAGAUAUCAUGUCCUCAACAAUGAGAAUUGGGAUGAUGGCAGUCAGGUCACAAACCUGCUGGAGAAGAUAGAAAAGAUGGUGGCACAAAAUAGGGGCCAUUAUUUUGAAAUUGACCCCAAAACUCUAAAGGAAGUGAAGCAGAAAUGGAAAGCAGCAGAAAACAAAGCAAAAGCACGAGCAAAGAAACAAAGACGGAUGAGGAAGAUGAAGACUGCAAUGAAGGAUAUUGGAAAGAAUUUCUCAGAAUUGUGUCUUGUGCUUCUGGGUUAUGGAGAAUCUGGCAAGAGUUCAACGGGGAACACUAUCCUCGGCCAGCAGGUGUUUGGAUCAAGAAGAACAGCCCGGUGUGUUCAGAGACAUGGAGAGGUUGGAGGACAGCAGGUCAACAUCAUAGACACCCCUGGCUGGUGGAAACAUCUGCCCAUAGAACAAACUCCUGAACUGAAUAAAGAUGAAAUCACACAGAGUGUAUCUCUAUCCCCUUCUGGUCCGGUAGCUUUGAUUUUGGUUGUUCGCAUCGACUGUUCCUUUAAAGAGCAGGAGCGGAAGGCGAUGGAGGACCAUUUGAGGCUUUUGGGCUCCACGUUUUGGGAUCACAGUAUAGUUCUGUUCACUUUUGGAGACCUGCUUGGAGACAGAGCCAUUGAGCAGCACAUUGAAUGUGAAGGGACAGCCCUGCAGUGGCUGGUUGACAGAUGUGGAAACAGGUAUCAUGUUUUUAAUAAUAAGGCCAGGGGUGAGAGCCACCAGGUCAGAGAGCUGCUGGAAAAGAUAAAGGAGAUGAUUGCAGCAAACAGGGGGUGUGAUGACAUGGACAUGCAGGUGCUGGUGGAGGAGGAGGAGGAGGAAGGCAGAGCAAACACCAGACUGAAGAUGCAGGGACAAGGAGUGGAAGAUGAAUUUGAUGACAGUGAAGAAAAUGAAGUCUUCUUUGAGUCGACAGCUUGGAGAUGGACAAAAGCAAUAUGAGAUGAAGUGAACGUCAUCAGAUGAGGCAUUUUUUAGACAACAACACUUCUUACAGCCAAAGGCUUUGAUACUGCAGUUCAUCAUUCACCACUGGAAGGAUGUUUGUUUUUGACUCAUAUUCAUUCAUACAGAUACAGUCAGGGUGAGUUGUUUUCAUCUUUUGUCAUCUAAACUCCCUAAGGUAUAUUUUUUCCCCAAGGACUGUGAACUCUCUGGACUAUUCAUCCACGGACAACUCAGUCCAACUAUAUUGGUAUUUCUGGACCUAAAAAUAAGUUUUGUGUUUUGUUGUAUUGUUAUUGAAUUGGACAAAUUUUAUGGCGUCUUUUUUAUUAUGAUUUUAUUUCACCUUUUUUAUUCCAAAGAGAAAAUGACAGAUGUUUGAAACAAAUAAUGUCAGAAUUUUCCUUUUUAGGUAAACAAUUCUAUUAAUCACAGCAAAGACCAUAAGAGCAUUUUCUGUACUGUAACUGUAUUCAGGCUGGCCUUGGAAUGGCCUAAUUUACUUUUAAUCACAAUGUAUCUAAUAAAACAAAAGGUUACAGAAAUAGUUUAAUGCUAAAGGAUGAACAGAGAGGUAACAGUAAUGAUGACAAGGAAAACUUUGAAAAAUGGAGAAACUGAAAAGGGCAAAGCUGAAAAAUGUCAUGGAAGAGGAUGAAGAUGAAAGGGGAACAAAGCGAGGUUACAGAAUGAGACUGAAUGAAGCCUUGAUAGAUGACGGAGUUGGUCUUACGCUGAGUUGGCCUUCAAAAUGUACCCACACUCACACACACACACACAGUGUUUCAAGAAAUUACACAUGAAUAAUUCAUGUUUUCAUCUUUACUCAGGCCAACUAAGACUGUAUAAUUAAUUGAGGCUGCUUUUACAGGGGACUGGAAUUUAGGAGGGAUUGUUUAAAAUGGGAAAGCCAUGAGAGGGUAGGGCAUGUUUAAUACCAUAAUCAUGUAUGGCGGCACUAAGUGGUCAUGAAAUCAAUGUCAUAAGGUGGAGAAAAUGCUUCCUGUAUCUUUUUAAAAUUAUUAAGACAAAGGAUGUUCUUCUAAUCAAACAUAUAGAGUACUUUAGAGUAUUGUUCUUCCAUCACUUGAUAAUAUUUGGCUCCUUGCUUGAUCAAUGUGUGGCUGGUAGAUUAUGCAUUUUCAAAAUUUUCAGCUUUCAUGUACUCUCUUUUACUAAAAUUGCAUUCUAUUCUGCCAACUUAUUUACUCAGUAUUCACUUUGUUGCCCUUUAGAUGACGCCCUAGGAUCGCGUGUACCCUACCCCCACCCCCACCCCAUACCUAAACCUA